UGAAUUGCAUUCAAAUGCAACCCGCGAAGGUAAACGGUGGCGCAAAUCAGGGGAACUUUCCCUCCAAAAACUUUUGAAGCGGUUCCCGAAGGGCGGGAAGCGUGAACCCGCGUGCGUGCUGCGUGUCGCGCAUCGAUCGGGCCACCCCUCGCCCUCGCCACUCCCGGCUCCGAUACAUUCAUUUGGACAAAAUAUCAUUCCAUCAUUGCAUUUAUAGUAUUCCCCGUUUCUUUUAUUUAUUUGCGGUAGAAUUUAGUGAUUUAGUGCAUGUUUUAGCGGCUAGUUUACAUAUUUAGUAUUUGUGAAAAUGGGUGGCUGUGCAACGAAAGAAAAUAAGGAAAACAAACCGGCUGACGAAGCCGACGGGUGCGUAUUUCUGUGACCGGCAUUUAAUCCCGGUGCUCACUGCCAAUUUUUAUGUUGUUAUAGUAAAAUCUUGUGCUAAUCAGUGUUAUUAUUGCAUAAAUGCUCAUAAAAUAGUUCGUUGGCUAAUAUUCUGUGUUAAUAUUAUUCUAUACUUUGUCCGUAUACUCGAUUUAAUUGCAAAAUCCAAUGUCCUUAAUAUUGGAUCUAAACGGGAUGUAAAAAUUGGGCAGUAGCGGAUAAAUUGGCCGCGUUAUAAUUUUUGCAUUUUAAAGUUACAUUCAACCUUUUAGUUUUGGCAUAUUGUGUAUGAUAGUGUUAUUCCUAGUCGUCCGAUUGUUGCUAGAAUUUUCAUAAUAAUUUUUACAUUUUUGUCAUUUAGCUAAAAGAGUAACCUAAAUUAUAAAACCCGUUUUAGUGUAGUUUAAGGAAACAAACAACAAAAUAAACUACCGAUGACAUGCAAUGCUCUUUGGCAUAUAUGCACCUACAUACAUUCAUUAUUCAUAAUCAUAUCAACUCAUAUCCAAUAUCACGAUUGGUGUAAUUCAAGGAACGAUAAGUUGAUUCCGUAAUCCGACGAUGUUUAAUUACUGCAUUACCUUCUCGAAUAGAAAUGAAUGCAAAGUAACAAGAAACUUGCGAUAACACAUUCGUUCGUUGGUUGUGAGUGGGAGGUACGGCUGCGCGCGGCGAAGAAGCACCGGUGCGCAGUGAGCUGACACAUCCGUUCGACUUGCGCGUGUCGGUCAAGGCGACCUCUAGCUAAAUUACGUAAUUCCGCCACAAAACGAAGUGUAUCCCUGGGUGUGUUCGGCCAAAAACAAUCCCAAACACGAACCAGUCCGCGUAACAUCUCCAGUUCCAAAAGUUCUCACACUCAUUUUUAAAUAUAACUAGUGGCUGUAGUUAAUUCCAUCAGUAUGAAUUAUAAACUGAAAGUCACAAUUCCUGUGGUGGUUUGCGGUGGUGCCGUUCUCGCGUAUUACCUCAUCAGGCGAAAAGCCGCAGCAAUGGUGGACGCCGCAACCAUCGAGAAGUUGGAGGCUGGUUUCAGCAAGCUCCAGGCCUCUGACUCCAAGUCACUGCUGAAGAAGUACCUUACCAAGGAGGUAUUCGACGCUCUUAAGAACAAGAAGACCUCCUUCGGCUCAACUCUUCUGGAUUGCAUCCAGUCUGGUGUUGAGAACUUGGACUCUGGUGUCGGAAUCUACGCCCCCGACGCUGAGGCGUACACAGUGUUCGCCGACCUGUUCGACCCCAUCAUCGAGGAUUACCACAAUGGCUUCAAGAAAACCGACAAGCACCCCGCCAAGAACUGGGGUGAUGUCGAGACCCUCGGCAACUUGGACCCUGCCGGCGAGUUCGUUGUCUCCACCCGUGUGCGCUGUGGUCGCUCCAUGGAGGGCUACCCCUUCAACCCCUGCUUGACCGAGGCCCAGUACAAGGAGAUGGAAGAGAAGGUUGCCAGCACUCUCUCUGGACUCGAGGGAGAACUCAAGGGUACUUUCUACCCCUUGACUGGUAUGUCCAAGGAGACCCAGCAGCAACUCAUCGAUGACCACUUCCUGUUCAAGGAGGGUGACCGUUUCCUCCAGGCUGCCAACGCUUGCCGCUUCUGGCCCUCUGGCCGUGGUAUCUACCACAACGAGAACAAGACCUUCUUGGUAUGGUGCAAUGAGGAGGACCAUCUCCGUCUUAUCUCCAUGCAGAUGGGUGGUGACCUGAAGCAGGUGUACAAGAGGCUGGUGACCGCUGUCAACGACAUUGAGAAGCGCAUUCCUUUCUCCCACGAUGACAGGCUUGGUUUCCUCACUUUCUGCCCCACCAACUUGGGAACAACUGUCCGUGCCUCAGUGCACAUCAAGCUGCCCAAGCUGGCUGCCGACAAGGCGAAGCUGGAGGAGAUCGCUUCCAAGUACCACCUGCAGGUGCGCGGUACCCGCGGCGAGCACACCGAGGCUGAGGGUGGAGUCUACGACAUCUCCAACAAGAGGCGCAUGGGACUCACCGAGUACGACGCCGUCAAGGAGAUGUACGAUGGCAUCGCUGAACUGAUCAAAAUUGAGAAGACACUGUAAAUCGGUUAACGAUCUCGUGUUAUCAGUAUUUUUUGUAUUAUUUAUCGUUUUCAUGUAAGAAUUGAUUGGAUGUCGGAUUGGUUGGGCCGGCAAACGGCACUAGUCAGCGCCCCGCGAGUGUGGCCGGCCACGCAAGCGGCCCUAUACUGUUUUUCGUAAAAGUAUUUUCUAUAAGGAAAUGGAAAAUAAAGACAGCUAGCGUUAAGACCA
This is a messenger RNA of Spodoptera frugiperda (fall armyworm), 2654 nucleotides long. It is a transcript of the gene AK, whose product is annotated as arginine kinase. Gene Ontology annotation, molecular function: creatine kinase activity. Gene Ontology annotation, biological process: phosphocreatine biosynthetic process. Lineage: Eukaryota; Metazoa; Arthropoda; Insecta; Lepidoptera; Noctuidae. The coding region runs from base 1287 to 2444 and encodes 385 amino acids. The transcript is spliced from 3 exons. The record is from RefSeq and is a predicted model, not a curated record.